Molecule: messenger RNA, 1560 nt
Organism: Yamadazyma jaroonii
Lineage: Eukaryota; Fungi; Ascomycota; Pichiomycetes; Serinales; Debaryomycetaceae
Source: the annotation of a GenBank genome assembly
AUGAAGAAAUCAGAAACUGACGAAACUUCAUACUUGUUGAGUCAGGAUUCCGAAUCAUCAAAUUCGAACAUCAAUAAUGUGGUGACGGUGAAUAAGUGGGAAGUUAUACCUUCUUUAUGGACAGGGGCAUUUCUUGCGGCUUUAGAUGGUACCAUAGUUACAGCGAUAUAUCCUGUGAUUGGUGGAGAUUUCCAACAAUCAGAUAAAGCUUCAUGGGUUGCUACAUUGUAUAUGUUAUCAUCUUCAGCUCUUCAGCCAUUGUACGGUGGGUUGAGUGAUAUGUUCGGAAGAAAACCAAUGUUAUUGAUUGCAAACGUCAUCUUUUUGAUAGGUUCAUUUGGAUGCUUCCUUGCUCAGAAUAUCACCCAGUUAUUUAUUGCUAGAAUAAUAGCUGGUGUUGGGGGAGCUGGUUUAGGUACUCUUAGCUCAAUUAUUGUAAGUGACAUGGUAUCUUUGAGAGAAAGAGGUACCUAUAACGGGAUGGCAAAUUUGGUUUACGGAACAGGGCAAGUGGUAGGGGCUCCUAUUGGUGGUUAUUUGGCGGAUAAAGUUGGUUGGCGAUACGCUUUCCUCAUUCAAUGUCCCAUAACUUUGAUAUCUAUUAUUGUCAUUCACUUCAGAGUCAAACUUCCCCACCACAACAAAACAGUGGGAUGGAGGGACAUUGAUAUUUCAGGUUCCAUCUUUUUGAUAACAGCCAUCACUUUGAUUCUUGUGGCUCUUCAGUUGGCUACCAAUCAAUUACCUAUGAAAUAUCCAGUGCUUGUAUUUACCGGAAGUUUAGUUUCUUUUUUCAUUGUAUGGAGAACUGAAUUGAAAGCCAAAAAUCCAAUAAUUCUGAUUAAAGUGCUAACCACCAGAAAUCCCCUUCUUUCAGGGUUGACAAACUUCUUUGGAUACAUGGGAUAUUUUGCCAUCAGUUUCAAUUUGCCAUUAUUAUUACAAGUGGUAUACGAUGAAACAGCCAGUAAAGCGGGGUCCCGAUUAAUCACUAGUAUUGUAGCUAUGUGUAUUGGAUCUUUAUCAGCAGGCUAUAUCACCCGUAGAACUGGGAAUUACUAUUAUGUUUGUCUUUGCGGAGUGGGAUCGGAGAUUCUUGGAAGUUUACUUCUGACAACCUUUCUGGACUCUACUCAGGGUUGGCAAUUCCAAACAUAUUUAUUUCCCAGUGGUCUUGGGCAUGGGCUCAUCCUAAGUGGAACCUUGAUGGCUAUCGUGUCAUCGAUUGAGAAGACAGACCAAGCCAGAGCCAUAUCUAUGAGUUAUCUUUUCAGAGUUCUAGGAGGUUCAUUUGGAAUCACCUUAACAUCUAUUUACAAUAACUUCAUGGUAGCCCGUGUUCUCUCUGACAAGUUGUCAGGGGUUACAAACAGAAAUCAGAUUAUCACGAAAGUCACCAAAUCAGUAGCAGAAAUCAAUAGUUUACCCGAACCUAUCAGAGUCAUAGUUAAGAACCUGUUUGCAUUAGUGAUUCAUAGAUCUUUCACGUGUGUGGUGAUAAUAGAGUGUCUUCUGAUGGUUUUUGCUAGUGGUAUUAAACAAUUCUCGCUAGAUAAAUAG